This is a messenger RNA of Polypterus senegalus (gray bichir), 3298 nucleotides long. Its product is annotated as gastrula zinc finger protein XlCGF57.1-like. The transcript is spliced from 3 exons. Lineage: Eukaryota; Metazoa; Chordata; Cladistia; Polypteriformes; Polypteridae. Bases 433 to 2268 code for a protein of 611 amino acids. Gene Ontology annotation, biological process: regulation of transcription by RNA polymerase II. Gene Ontology annotation, molecular function: DNA-binding transcription factor activity; RNA polymerase II cis-regulatory region sequence-specific DNA binding. The record is from RefSeq and is a predicted model, not a curated record.
CUCAUUUGGCGAAAUGGGAGGAACGCCUACAAUACUUACGGGGAGAACGUAAACACUACAUACAGAGUACGACCCCUGGUUCAUCGAAGCUUCACCUCUAACUAUUGCUCCGCCUAUAUAACGAACACGUUUCAGUAUGUAGUAUUCAGUGUUUUCUCAAUCAUUGAAUAUAAAAACGACCCCUGAGGUAUUUCAACAAGUAACGGGACUUUUAUUUUGAUAGGUUAAAGGUAGAUUUAGGAACGGAAGUGUUGUUUUUUUUCUCCAGUUGCUCCUGGUUGCAGGCUUCAUGCAUCCUGGCGCGGAUACAGAACUUGGAAAUCAAUUGGAAAGCUGCUGCUGUCGGACUGGCCAGUGAUAAAGAGGAGCGGAUCGGAGAGCGACUGAGAGAGACAAAAGAGGAGGCUACUUUUAACAUCAAUAUCUCCUUACAUGAAGCAGCCAGCCAGGAUGUACCAGGCUAAGCAUGAGACUUUGGAGAAGAUAUUUAAAUGUGAAGAGACAAUCUCUGAGGAGGGGACUAAUGAUGUGGAAAAGGUGAAUCCCAUGCUUUUCACGUACAAUGUAGAUAAAAGAAGUGUGCGUAUUAAGCAGGAGGACUGUGCAUGGGAGUUUGGCUUUACAGAAGACUCUGAGCAGAAGUUUGACUGCAGUGAUUCACAAAAACAUGAAAUUCUUCAUGGUGUCAAGGUAGAGGACCUUAAAACGGAGUCGGUCGCUCAGUACAAAGAAGUUGCCGGAUUAGACUCCUCCUCAAGUGCACCCUGCUUCCUGCAGGACCAUUUCGUCCAUGUUAAGCUGGAACCACUGGAAUCGGACAUCAAGAGUACUGAGAAAGGGCCAUGUCUGAAACAUUCUGAUGAAGCUUUACAGGACAUCUUCUCAUCACCUUUGUUUGUACAGCCCCUUCUUCCAUGCACUUUACACCAUAAGCAACAUGAUGGAAAUCUGGAGAAACUGUCCUGUACAUCAGAGACUUGUGUGCCAGCAUCCUUACAAAGCAGUUCUUCGACUGUGAUGAAACUAAGCUUGGAUGCUAUCAAAACUCAAAAGGGACAGAAUACAGACAGAUUGCGAUUACAAUGCAAAUCAAAUUAUAAAGAUCAUCAGCGGACUCACAGGACACAGAAGUCACAUUUCUGUACUGAAUGUGGCAAACGAUUCUUGCACAAAAAUAGUCUCCUGAUACAUACAAGAGUUCACACUGGAGAGAGGCCAUACUGUUGUUCUCACUGCGGCAAACGGUUCUCUGACAAAAGCAGUCUUCGGAAACACAUUAAAAUUCACACUGGAGAGAAGCCUUAUUGCUGUUCAGAGUGUGGAAAACGAUUUUCACGAAUAAGCCAUCUUCAGUGCCACACAAGCACUCACACAGGGGAGAAACCAUACUGCUGUUCUGAAUGUGGUAAACGAUUCUCUGACAGAAGUAGCCUUCAGAGACACACAAGUAUUCAUACGGGAGAGAAAAUGUUUUGCUGUCCUCAAUGUGGGAAGCGCUUCUCUGUCAAGAGCAGCCUUAGGAAACAUAUUAAAAUCCAUACUGGAGAAAAGCCGUAUGGAUGUUCUGAAUGUGGCAAACAAUUCUCUGACAGCAGCCAUCUUCAGACCCACAUAAGAAUUCACACUGGGGAGAAACCAUAUAGCUGUUCUCAAUGUGGCAAGCAGUUCUCUGAUAAUAGCAGUCUUCAGAGCCAUACAAGAGUUCACAAUGGAGAGAAGCCAUACUGCUGUUCUGAAUGUGGCAAGCAGUUCUCAAAAAUAAGCAACCUUUAUACUCAUAAAAGGAUUCACACUGGAGAGAAGCCAUACUGCUGCUCUGAGUGUGGAAAACUAUUCUCUCACAGCAACAGUCUUCAGAAACAUAAAAGGACUCACACUGGAGAGAAGCCAUAUUGCUGCUCUGAAUGUGGCAGACAGUUUUCACUCAGCAGCAGCCUUCAGAGCCACAUGAGAAUUCACACAGGGGAGAAACCAUUUUGCUGUCCUGAAUGUGGUAAACAGUUCUCUCAUGGCAGCAGUUUUCGAAAGCACACAAGAAUUCACACUGGAGAGAAGUUGUACUGCUGUUGUGAAUGCGGCAGUCGAUUUUCACAAUUAAGCCAUCUUCAGAGACAUGCGAGAAUUCACACUGGAGAGAAGCCCUACUGCUGCCCUGAAUGUGGCAAACGAUUUUCUGACAGUAGCAGCCUUAAGAGCCACAAUAGGAUUCACACUGGAGAAAACAAACGUAAAAAGAAGAAAGGGAGCAACUUACAGGUGGCCAUGUAGGCCUUUGAAAGGAUAAAAAAUAAACACAAGCAGUGUAAGUCAAAGAAUAAAACCCAUUGUUCUUUGUGAGAAUGGAUACAUACAAUAAACGAUCAUCAUACAAUUGUAUUGAUCUUUAACAAAUCAAUAGCAUGGUUAGAAAGUAUGUAACAACUAAUUUGAAGCAGAAAUAUUCUGGAGAAAAAGGAGAAUCCCCACGAGCCUAAAGCAAGUAACCAAACCUGGAGAAUCUUGGAACAUAUGCAAAUCAUUGGAAUGGAGAAGCCGAUGAUACCAGUCACGUAAAUCGAUCUGUAACUCGGAAUUGCUGCUAAUUGGAAAUCUCCAGGGCUAGACACUGUUGCUGAUUUGGUUAAGACGAUGAGAUAGAGUGAGAGAGAGGGGAGAGAAAAAAGAUCAAUAACAGUGGAUAAGUAUAAGAACAAGCGAAAAUAUUAAAAGAAUCACCUCCCCGUAGUUAUCGGUCCUUCUAAGAUAAGCUAGUCAAAGCUUUAGAAGCACAGACCCUGAGACUACAACAGAAAAGUCACACAGCCCCCAAAAGAGGCUUUAAAAAAGAAGCAUAUAUGGCACAAAAAAGAAACCUCUGCUAACCAGUCAUUGUGGAUUUCUGAAAGAAAGGCAGACCGCUAUGUCUUGCAGGGUUUCAAUUAAAAAAAGUUUUCAGUAACCUUACCUGUUCUUCAUAGGAGAAGACUACUGUGUGGUGAUGAGCUGACAUUCAAAGCACAAUGGCACACAGCAGGCGUAGGCUGGACUGCACCACUGAAGUCAUCAGAACAGCAGCUCUACAGUACAAGCAAAGAUGCAAGACAUGUAGAAUAGGAUGUUUAUGAUAACGCCAGGACUGAUUUAUGUUCCUGUCAUUAUUACUAGAUACAGAAUAUAAAUUAAAGCUAGUUUUAAGCUAUGUUUUUUUAUUGAAUAGCAAUAUGAUUUAAGUUGUUAGACUUGUGAUUUGAAUAUUUUCUCCCUUGUGCUUUUUUAUGUAACCUUGCCUUAAGAAAAUGAUUAAAUUUAGAUAAAUGAG